Molecule: messenger RNA, 5589 nt
Organism: Toxoplasma gondii ME49
Lineage: Eukaryota; Apicomplexa; Conoidasida; Eucoccidiorida; Sarcocystidae
Exons: 10
Coding region: 858-5069 (1403 amino acids)
Molecular function (GO): protein binding
Source: RefSeq, a predicted model, not a curated record
GACCUCCUCAGGAAGGACGACUUCGCGCUUUUCGUCCAGAAAUUGUCGUUUUCAUCUCCGGGGAAAAACAAGAAACGCGUUUCCAGCUGCGACCCUCGGCCACACGCCCUGCCUGACGGCCGCCCCUGCUUUGACUGCUCGUCGACUUGCCGUUUCUCGCGAGUGUUUUCUCCCCGGCUCUCUCUCGACUUUUUUUCGAACGUCUUUUCUGCUCGAAGAACUUCCACAAACGAGCCGCCGGCUGUUCUCUUCUCCGCUGCGUGCGUGGGCGGUCGAAGCUGAGCAAGGCAGUCGCCAGAUUUCGCGAAGGAGUUCAACGAAACCGGGGAAGAACGAGAGCGAGAGGAAGAAGCAAGGCAAGCGGCAAGUGCCGGGGGUGAGCCGCCCUCCUCUUGCCACGGUUCUGGGAGUCUGCAGAGAGCGCAGGCGUCCCUACUGGGGAAAAAUCGGAUUUCAGCGCCGCAUGUCGAAACAGGUAUCUUUUCGGUAGAACUCGCGAGGGUCUGAAAGGUGAAGAGGAAUGUUUCUGACGACCUCUCCUCAUUGUCUCCUCCCAGCGGGAUCUUCUUCAUCUUCUCACAGAGCGUAUGUCUGCCAUGCCGAGACGCUUCUCUCCGGUUCUUCAAUGGCCGUGACUCGCUCGUCCUUCCCCGAGACAUCAGCCCUGCCCUCAAGUCUCUUCUUCUUGUCGAAACUCGAGUUUCUUUCUCGGAAUCCGGCGUCGAGCAGACACUACGCGCGGCUCUUCUCUCCGCAGAGCUCGCUGGCCCUCUGGAGCUCUCGACCUUCUUCGGGGAAAUCCCGGCACCGGACCGUUCUCGAAGUCGCCUCUUCAGUCUGAACCGAGGUCUCUCAGCAUGGCUCACGGACCAUCUCCGCUUGGUGGCCGCGCCGGCAACAGGCGGGAGGAGGAGGCGGCGGCCUUCGCGUCGGUCUCCGCCGGGGGAUGUCAAACCUCCCGCCUGCUUGGUCCUCAUCUUCUCCAGACACCUGCGUCUCUGUCUUCCACACUCUUCGCUGCUCCCGGCGACCGAAGUCAGUCCGCCGUCGCCGCGCUCCCUCCCCAGAGUCUCUUGCCUCUGGGUCCGCCGCUGGUCGCCGACACAGUGCCUGAUCCGUCUCUGGCCUUCCACGCCUCACCCGCGCUCCCUCCACAGUUUCCUGCCUCCUUUCCAGAGUCGGCGCGCUUCUUUCCAGGCGCAGCCACCCCCGUCUGCUGUCCGCCUGCCGAUCCCCAUCCCCUCGGCUACCUGCCUGCCGACGGCCCAGGUGUCUAUACACCCGGGACGUCGAAUGUCUGCGUCCCUGCCCCGGGCGGAGGUCGCGCCGUCUGCGCCAGCGGGGCGCUCGUGCCUCUCCAGGCGGAGACGCCUUCUGGAUCGGCUCCCCGUUCCCUCUCUGCAUGUCCGCCGCAGUUUUUCCUUUUUCCUGCUCCGGAAAACCUCGUAGCCACCCUGCCGCAUGCCGCAGCGAGUCAGCAUGCCGGUGUACUCCCCGCCGGGACGAGUGUCUGUACACCGGUCCCGACGGCGCAGUUCGCCGCGGGAGAGAGUCCGUCCUUCGCGCCAGGAUUCGCUGCCCCUGCGGACCUCGGCUUCCGGCCGUCGAGGCGGGACGGCGACGCAGAGGCUCGCGCCGGAGGGGGAGAGCCAGCGGCGGCGUUUGUCAAGUCGCCUGCGUUCGAGGGCGCUCUUCGAGGCUCGGAGGCCGUGGCACUCCUGGAGCGGAACGAGACGCCCUGCAACCGAGCGGAAACCGCAGAGCGACGGCGCCGAAACGCAGCUCCCGCCGCUGCCUCAGAGGCGCCCCGGCCGCGCCUUCUUGGGCAUACAGUGACUGCGUUUCCUCUUCUGAAGAAGGAGCGCCUGUGCUGCCCCGCCAGCAGCAGGAGUCCUUCAGCUUCUGACCGCCGCCGAGAGGAGUUCGGCGGCGCCUCGCAGCGAACGUUGGAAAGCCUUGCGCGAAAACUCCACAGGCGGGUCUUCCUUUUCGGAGGCGCCGAGCUUCCCGAGCAGGUCACACGCGCGGCAGCGAACGAACUCCGGAACGGCGCAGGCCCUGAGGUGUACCUCCAGCUCAUCGAAGAGGCAGGACCCGCCCUCUCGAUUUGUCCGGACGUCUUCGUCGGCUUCGCUCCCUCGGAUGCGGCUGCGGCGACCGUGAUCGCCUUGGAGGCGCACCACGCUGCUUCCUCUUUCUCUCCGUCUUCCUUCUCUCCUCGCGCGCGACAUCCGCUCUGCUGUGGCGCCGCCUUCGAGUCGGUGCUCCGGCGCGAGCACGCGCAGCUGUCGAGGUCUCCACCCCAUGAGUGGAUCUGGAGGCGUCUCUCUCCUCGUCCGCUUCCUCCGUCUGGCUGCUCUGCCUCUGGCGGGCGUUGUGUGCUGCCUGGGGCGCGCAGCGACGGCGAGAAAGGAGGAGCCUUGGAGGACGCAAAAGUGUCUGCCGCGUCGUUUGAGGCGCCGGAGGGAGGAGGCGAGGCGAGAGGAAAAAGCCGAGAAGCUGGACUGCCUGGGGGAAGGUUUUUCCACGCAUGCGCCGGCGUCACCGUGGGAGAAGACGGAGCUGCAGUGGCGCUGUUUGGCGGCAAGCGGGAGGGCGGCGAACUCGCGGACAAUCAGCUGUAUCUGCUUGACGUCUCUGCGGUGCUCUGCCCCCUGGUGGCUCCCUGCGGUCUCCCUGGGGCUUCGUCUCCAAGCGACUCGGCUUCGUCCACUUCUUGUCCGCCAUCUUCUUCUCUUUCUUCUUGUCUGCCGUCGCCAUCGUGUCCUGUGUGUGCGGGGCGUUCUGUGCCGUACGACGAGAGCCGCUGUUGUUCCUCGAGUCUCUCCUCUGUCUCCGUCGCUCUCUCGGAGGAGCUGCGCUGGGCGGCGCCGGCCUUUGUUGGUCCGCUGCCUUCGCCACGCUACGGUCACUCUCUCGUCUACGCCGCGCCGCAUUUAAUCCUCUUUGGAGGCGUCGAUGGAGACGGAAGGCUGUUGGGAGACACUUGGAUUGUCAACCUGUUCCCUCCAGCCACUGGUGUUGCUUCGCCAGUCUCUCCACCGCGUUUGUUCUGGGUGAAGCUCGACUUCCCGUCGUCGCCUUCUCUUCCUUCGUCGCCUUCGCUGCAGCCUCUCCCUCGCUGCUUCCACCAAGCCUGUUGCCUGCGGCUGGCCUCCGGGGCUGAGAGCCGAGAAGACGUCUUUUCAGAUCGAAGCGAGGAGCGACGAGUCUCCAGCGUCGCGGAGGAGCAGAGGAAAGCUGGCUCCGUCUUCAUGGUCCUUGCGGGCGGCUUCACGCAGCAAAUCCUCCCCCGGCCUCGUCUGUACGUCCUCCGGAGCAACGCCGAGAGGACGCACUGGAGCUGGGCGAUUGCUCCGGUUCGCGUCAAGAGUUCGUUCGACCAGCGCUACCUCCACGCUGCGGUGACGGUGCAGUCAACCGUCUUCCUGUUAGGCGGUCUGCACACAGGAGAUCGAGAGAGCUCUCUCGCCUCUCUCGUCACGUACAGCACCUUGACGCGGCGGUCUCUCGCCUUCCCACACGUACUUCUCGCGGAGGCAGGCAGUCAGGCUCAACAGUUCGCUGCCGGCACUUUCGGGCUCCAAGCCUGGGAGGUCGCCGGCGACAUUUUUGCCAUCGGCGGACUGCGCGUGGGCGGAGACGCUUCAACUGCUGUAUCUUCCUGGAGACACGCGGAGUCUGCCGACGACUCAAGCUCCUGCUCCUCGCUGGAAGACGAGUGUCUCAAAGGCGCAGCGGCCAGAAUCCGAGACGCGACACAGUCCAGACACAGACAGACGCCAUCCCUCAUCCGCAUCGAUGCGUGCGACUAUCUGUCUUCGUACGAAGCGGACCUGCAGCGGCUCCAGCGCCUACGUUUGCUGCAUGCAGAGGCGGGGGGGACCAUCGCUGUGCCGGAGCUCUACGACCUGUCUCCCCACGAGUCGUCUGAGGACGAGGAGAACGCGGGCGACGAAGACCGGCAGUCCUGGCGAGUCUUUCGCGAAGAAGACACAGAAGACGAGACUGACUCGCCACGCGCCCCGCGGCUCUCUUCGGAGGCGGGAAAGGGCUGCCUGUCGUUGGGUGUCUGUACACCCCAUGGGGCCGUCGGAGACACGGGGCGCGGGUCGGGCGACGUGACGCCGGUGUCUCGGUCGCCCCGCGGCGUUUCUUGCGGAAAGGGAGACUUUUCAGGGCCAAGCUUUGGAGGCGAUGGCUCUCCCUGGGCCUCAUCUGCCGGGCGGCUGUCUUCUGCCUCGGCUCUGUCCUCGCCCGCAGUCUCUCCAGAAUCGUGCUCGCGUCGGACUGCCUCCCGAUCUCCCGCCACGCCCCGAGACGGAGGCAGUCGGGCACAAGGGGAGUCCCCAGUCUCCUCGCCUCGGGCGCCGCCCCCCGCCGCCGGCGUCGGGCUGCACGCAGAGCUCACGGAAGAGCGCAUGCAGGUUGACCCGGCGGCGUCUCUCCGCGAGUCGCUCUCGACGCCCGAUCGCCGGAGCAGUAGUGCUCGAGGUUCGGAGGGCCUCGUUUCUUCUGUCUCACAAAGUCGGUCGUCCCCGGAAAGUCCUCGCUGUGUGGGGUCUGCGCGCGGCGGUCGAGACAGCGGCGUCUCCGCCCCGAGCUCGCCCGCGUCGAGCCGAUCCGGCGCCUCGGCUGGAGUCCCAGGCUGGUCGCCGCGCCACGCCCAGAACCGGCCGCCGACCGGCAGGGACAGCGGAGACAGUGGAGACAGAAGAUCGGUGGGGUCGAGCUGGACCGGGAGUCCGACGCCGCGGUCGCCAGCCAGAGGCAAUGCCCAUGUUUUCUCUGACCAAGCUGUCUCGCCUCCCUUCGUCCUGCCGCCGCCUCGCCCGCCCCGCCCGCGCCGCGCCGCCGCCCAGCAGGCGCUUGACUCCUUCCGCUCUCUUCCCGAUCGCCCCGACAGACGCGGCGGAAACGGAGACGCCCCACAGUCUCCAAGUCCCGAGGGACAGGGCCAGGGCCAGGCGGAAGGCCGGGGCGAGGGGCCUUUGCGUGGAGACGUUGGGGAGCAUCAGGCGAAGAAGCCUCGAGUGGACACGCAGGCGGCCUGCCAAGAAGACGAGUAGUGCGAAGGCAGUGAAGACGAGACAGAUUAUGAACCGGGUAUUCACAGUUGGGGCGAGCAGGGGUGACGCAGCGAGAUCUUAUUUCUGUUGUGACUCGCACGUUGGUGCUCCUGAGUCUAUCCUUGAGAGGUUUUGAUUUGAGGGGUUCUGAGGGAAAGACGCCAGUUCUCGACUGCCUUUCCUCGCCUUGGCAAUCUGUCUCUCUUUCGUUUUAGUCUCUCCGAGUUCGAGAGAAGAACGGUUGCCGUGUGUAUGCCGCAGCAUGUUGUCAACGCCGACGCAACCGCCUGUCGUCUACCUGUUUAGGCAAAAUGGAAGUGAACGGGAGAGACACGGACUUCCAGGGCGCUGGUGCGAAUCAUACGCGCAGCUGAGUACUCUUUGUGUAGGCGCUUUCCGCCGUUCCCGAUCUCUUCGUCACCCUGUCUUCAGGGACAGACUAUCUAGGCGUCGUCUGCAUGGGGCCUGUUGAUCUCUGGAGAAACCCAAGACGCCGCUGAUGAAAGCACCACACCAUCCG